CUUAUUCCAUAUGAUUCUAAAAUACCAGAAGAUGUUUGGUAUGCACAAAAUUUACAUCGAGUUAAUGGAUCAAUACCUUCAAUCGAAAUAGCAAAAACGUUUUCUGUUGAAUCAAUGUAUUAUGUACGACCAUUGGGUGUACAUCGAUUUCCUUGGAAUUGUCAAUUUCGUGCAGAUUUAGCAAAAACAUGUCCUGAAUCAAUGCUUAUUAUGCCAGAUUUUUAUCCUGCCAUCGCUAUCAUUGUUGAAUUUCGUGCAGUUGAUCAUCUUGUUGCUAUUGUUCAUAAUGUUAAUUAUCAUAUUCCAUCAACAUGGCCUAUUCAAAUUUUUCAUGGAAAAGAUAAUGAAGAUUUUAUUAGAAAAUCAACUUUAGCACCAUUAAUUGCAUCAGGAAAAAUAUUUCUUACUUUAAUGGAACAAUUUGAUGAUCGUUUUUGA
Messenger RNA from Rotaria sp. Silwood1, 438 nucleotides. The record is from the annotation of a GenBank genome assembly. NCBI's taxonomy places the organism in Eukaryota, Metazoa, Rotifera, Eurotatoria, Philodinida, Philodinidae.